This is a messenger RNA of Eriocheir sinensis (Chinese mitten crab), 2709 nucleotides long. RefSeq lists its product as uncharacterized. Bases 1 to 936 code for a protein of 311 amino acids. Lineage: Eukaryota; Metazoa; Arthropoda; Malacostraca; Decapoda; Varunidae. The record is from RefSeq and is a predicted model, not a curated record. The transcript is spliced from 6 exons.
AUGCCUGCCGCCCACUCCGUCCACUUUGUUUACACACACACAGGGGUGGGUGAAUUUCGGCAUGGUAUCGUGUCUAUUGUCGACUGCUUGUCAUACAAGUGGUGCAGGUUGUCUCAUUUAUCAGAUGUACCAACAUACAAGUGGUGCAGGUUGUCUCAUUUAUCAGAUGUACCGACAUACAAGUGGUGCAGGUUGUCUCAUUUAUCAGAUGUACCGACAUACAAGUGGUGCAGGUUGUCUCAUUUAUCAGAUGUACCAACAUACAAGUGGUGCAGGUUGUCUCAUUUAUCAGAUGUACCAACAUACAAGUGGUGCAGGUUGUCUCAUUUAUCAGAUGUACCAACAUACAAGUGGUGCAGGUUGUCUCAUUUAUCAGAUGUACCGACAUACAAGUGGUGCAGGUUGUCUCAUUUAUCAGAUGUACCGACAUACAAGUGGUGCAGGUUGUCUCAUUUAUCAGAUGUACCAACAUACAAGUGGUGCAGGUUGUCUCAUUUAUCAGAUGUACCAACAUACAAGUGGUGCAGGUUGUCUCAUUUAUCAGAUGUACCGACAUACAAGUGGUGCAGGUUGCCUCAUUUAUCAGAUGUACCGACAUACAAGUGGUGCAGGUUGCCUCAUUUAUCAGAUGUACCGACAUACAAGUGGUGCAGGUUGUCUCAUUUAUCAGAUGUACCAACAUACAAGUGGUGCAGGUUGUCUCAUUUAUCAGAUGUACCAACAUACAAGUGGUGCAGGUUGUCUCAUUUAUCAGAUGUACCGACAUACAAGGGGUGCAGGUUGUCUCAUUUAUCAGAUGUACCGACAUACAAGUGGUGCAGGUUGUCUCAUUUAUCAGAUGUACCGACAUACAAGGGGUGCAGGUUUUAUUUAUCACAUUUACCCACAUUGUCCCACCCAAGUUUUUUUAUAAAAGUAAAUGAUGACAUGUUUUGAUUUAUAAAAAUGCUUGAAAUAUGAAAGUUUGUUCCUGCACCCCUUGCAUGCAAGUAAAUGUGAUAAAUGAGAUAACCUACACCCCUUGUAUGUCAGUAAAUGUGAUGACUGAGAUAACCUGCACCCCUUGUAUGGCAAGCAGUCGACAACAGACAUGGUACUGUGCCGAAAUUCACCCACCCCUGUGUAUGUAAACAAAGCAGAUAUACUAAAUCAAGGGGACGAGACUUGACGCCACACUGGCACACUAACCACUCAGCCACUACCUCCCCGUGUUUUCUUUAUUGCCAAACAUCGGCUGAAAAGUGACUAAACAUUGUGGGUUUCCAUCUCGGCUAUCUGGGAAGUCAGCUAAAUUUGCUUAAAUCUAGCCAGAAAAUAGCUAAUCUGGCAACACUGCUCCCGCAUCGCUACCGAUGUUCCCAGCUCGUCAGCCCACGAUGUUGCCGGCUUGCAUGUUCAUAGCUCGAGACACCAUUCGUCAUUCAAGGCUUUUUUUGUUCGGAAAAUUCGUUUGUGAACCAAUUUGUUUGUGAACCAAAGUUCCACUGUAUUUCCAUUUCACAUUAUCAUGAUAUCUAGAAUAUCCAACAUUGCUGGAUGGUUACCACCACCGCCAUCACCGACGAAAAAGUUAACUUGAUUUCAGCUCUCGCCGUUCGACAUCACAGUCAACGGAGGAUGAAAUGACGCACGAGUCCCACUGUCGUCGCUCAUACGGGGAUCUUCGUGACAUCAUUAACAUUGACGGCCAUAGUGAGAACCUGACCCAAGGCAAGUUCUCACGGGUUGCCAAUGUAAUGUUUUUUUUAGGGGGGCCCAUCUGCUGAGUUAAUUAUUGCAGAGGAGGUGUCUCAAAAUAUAAUACAUAUAUUUUUCAUGUCGGGCUGUUUUGGGAUAAUGGUUUGGCAUGAAGUAGUCUAUGGGUGACUUGUGUUAUAUUCAUCUUUUUGACUGAUAAUCAUUAGGGUUCAGUGAGAGGCAGGUGGGGCUCAUUUUCAAGAUAAGUUUUAUAUUUUUCACUGAAUAUUAGAUGCCUUUUUCAGUUUAAGGCAUUAUUUUCCCUGCACAGAUCUCUUAAGAAAUUUUUUCAUUAAAAAAUUAAGGAUAAAAAGAGGCACUUCAGAGGUUUGCCUGAAGAAAAAUGCAUAUUUACUCAGACCAGUAUUCACCUGUCCUUGGGAAUGGUGAUAGUCCGAGAGCUAGCUACGGGUGAUUUUACCCCAACGAGCCCAGAAGAUAUAAUGCUCUAACUUGGUUAAGUUUAUCACCGACAAUUGAAAAAGGUUUGUCAGCUGCUUCAACUCGGGUGGGUGUUGCCCCCAGGGGGUGCCAAAAUACCCCUUUUUGAGGUUGAUUUUACUUUUCAAACUAUACACUUCAAACUUUGUAUAUAAAACUAUGUAUUUAUUCUUAAUAAUAUGGCAAUAUAACUCACAGAAUAUUUAAGGGGGAUGAAGGGGUCAGCUGCCCUUAAAAAGACCCUAAAAGUGUUGGAUUUUACCCCAAAAGCUACACGAAUCAUAUUCACUCAGUAUAAUGAUAAAAUGCAGUAGAUAUGAAUCUACUAAUAACUGACACUAUUUCUCGGUGGUAAAAGGGGGUCAGCUGCCCUCCAAAUUUAGUCUGAUUUUGGCCCUUGGGGUAAAAAUGUCUUAUCCCAAGAGCUACACGUACCAAAAUGCAGUAGCACAGAGUUAAUCUGUCCAAAUUGAUAAUGAGACUAAAACUGACAACAUUAUCAGGUGGUAAGAUGUGGUCAGCUAACCUCCA